AUGCAUGUUAAUCACGCCACACGAGCAGUUAAGUCCAUCCUAAACUAUCACUACGUGGACGAGUUUGUAGAUAGCUUCAGCAGUAAAUCGGAGGCUAUUGAGGUUGCGGGACAAGUACGUGCAAUACACCAACGCGCUGGUUUCGAGCUGCGAAACUUUGUUUCAAAUUCUGAAGCGGUAAUAACUGCUUUGUGUGGCACUGACGUCACGGUUCCCAUCGUCAGCAAAGACAGCCUGCCAAUUGAAAAGGUCUUAGACAUGUACUGGCAGCCGUCCGAUGACGAGUUUAGGUUCAAGCUGAGAUUCCAUGGCGUAGACGAGAAGGUCAUAAACGGCGAUAGGCGCCCCACAAAGAGAGAACUGCUUAGUAUGCGAAUUUGCUCAUGCGGGAGGUUUGGAGACGAAAGAUCUGCUGGGAUGACCCAUUGUCUGACGGUGUUAAUGUCGCCUGGAACAAUUGGCGGCGGUACGUUGCCUUUAGCUCUAGACUUACGCAUUCCAAGAAAUUAUUUUCGAAACGGUAUGCCACAAGAUCUUCAACUCCACAUCUUCGUGGACGCCAGCGAAGAUGCCUUUGUCGCCAUAUCGUAUUGGCGUACCACGAAUUCAGCUGGCGAAAUAGAAGUCGCCUUCGUAUGCUCCAAAGCUAAAUGUGCACCCCUGAAGCCAAUCAAGGUCCCGCGUCUCGAACUCCAAGUAGCCAUUCUGGGUACUCGUCUGAUGCAGACGUUACGAGAGGAGCAUGCAGUCAAAGCAUCCAGCUGUAUCCUCUGGUCAGACUCAAAAACGGUUGUGAAGUGGAUUAAGAGCGAACACCGCCGAUACAAGCCAUUUGUGGCGCAUCGUGUAGCAGAAAUUCUGUCUGCAACGACGCCUUCAAAUUGGAUAUGGCUCUCUACGGCUGAGAAUGUUGCUGAUGAGGCGACCCGAGCAAAGAGCCGUCACGAAUAUUGUUCCACGUCACUUUGGCUAUGUGGCCCGAAAUUUCUUCUCAGCAAUGAAGUGGACUGGCCAAAAGAAGCUGGAUUCAACGACCAGAGCUUGAAAGAUGAAGAAGAGCUGAGCCCGAAAUUCGCCCGGUUGGUUGUGAGUAAUAGACCUGAUGAUAUUAAUCGUUUUUCGUCGUUUAAUAAACUCGUGAGAACUACUGCUUGGGUGCUGCGAUUCACGAAGAGAUGUCGUUGUGGCCGACGUGCUUGGCAUGCUGAGCAGUGGGGUUUGAUAUCGGAAGAGGUGGACGCAUCAAAAAAGCUUCUUUUUCGUCAUUUCCAAGAAGAAGCAUUCGCCCUCGAUCUCCAGAGUAUCGCAGAUGGCAUUCCUAUCCCACUAACCUGCGAUCUAUACCAGUUGUCGCCAUACAAAGACGAAGACAAUGUGCUGCGAGUUAAUGGACGCAUAGAUGCUGCGAGUUGGUUGCCGUUUAGUACGAAACGUCCAGUUAUAUCGCCAUCCAAUCACGCUCUUACAAAAUUGUUGGUACAACAUCACGCUGUUCUUAAACACCAGAACACCGAAGCAACAAUUUGUGAAAUUCGAAGAACCUACUGGAUUCCACGCCUACGUCAACUUCUCCGGAAGAUUAUAGCCGAUUGCCUCGUUUGUCGUAUAAAUAAAGCUGCACCAGUUACCUCACUUAUGGGACCGCUGCCAGUGGAUCACCUUGAGCCCUUUGUGCGACCAUUUACAUACACUGGCUUAGAUUACUUCGGCCCUAUUAUGGUCACUAUAGGACGCCGGCAAGAAAAGAGGUGGGUGGCGCUCUUCACUUGCUUGACG
This is a messenger RNA of Rhagoletis zephyria (snowberry fruit fly), 1776 nucleotides long. RefSeq lists its product as uncharacterized. The record is from RefSeq and is a predicted model, not a curated record. NCBI's taxonomy places the organism in Eukaryota, Metazoa, Arthropoda, Insecta, Diptera, Tephritidae.